CACACGGCACCUUGCGUGGGGACAGCCUGCUCCAAGUUCAUGUCGCCUUUUGCACUGCUACUAUCAGCGAUUACAAUAAAGACGAGCGCACUGACGAAACGAAGGGCAUCAAAUAGGGUUAAGUAGACCGACACGAUAGCUUCACCUUUUUGCCCUGCUGCAGCGGACACUCUGUGAGAAUCUGCUUUGGAUACAUUCAUUUGUUUAUAUGGGCAGCCACGAUGGUUAAAUGUCCUGUUUAAUUGUCGAGGGUUGUGGAGCAGUCACGCUGAAACGGACGGAGCAGAAUGCCAUACAAGUUCGCAUGCUGGUCACCCCACUCCCCAGCCCCAUGCCGGUCCUGGAGGGUCUGUGGGGUGCGGACAUCAGACUUCAGGAUUCUGGACUGGGUGGUGUUGUUGACGUCUGCCCUGAGGAUGCCCCCAGCUCCCCGAUGUGGGACACUCUCAGGACACCCCCAGUCACUUGCGGAGGUGGACUGUCUCUGGCCUUGGAGCUGCCAGCCCUCAUUCGGCAACUCAGGGCGGCAUGGAGGGCCAGGAGAGGGGGUGCACAGAGCCCCCCGAAAAGCAGGAGCGAGGACUGGGUAGAGCCAGAGGAAGGGGUAGCAGAGGAGGUGGAACAGGUACCAGAGGAAGACCAGCUGAAACAAGAAGCUGAUGGCAGAGUGCGCACGAGACACGCGGGUGUGCUGCUGGAGAGAAGGGGCUCCUAUCCUUUGAUCGACCUGCGUAUCAUCAACACCAGUGCCCAGCAGGGGGAGAUAGAGCUGUGUAACAGGAGGAAGGUGAAGCGCCUGCUGAGUUUCCAGAGGUACUGCCACUCGUCCCGCCUGCUCCGGGGCCUGGUGCCCCAUACCCCCGGCUCCAUGCACCUGCUGGAUGACGACUACCUGGGACAGGCUGGGCACAUGCUGUCUAAAGUCAGCACAUGGAACUUUGAUAUUUUCCUCUUCGAUCGCCUCACUAAUGGAAACAGCCUGGUGACCCUUAUGUGCCAUCUCUUUAAUGUUUACGACCUCGUUCACCACUUCCAGUUGGACAUGGUCAAACUACACAGGUUUUUAGGUAUGGUGCAAGAGGACUAUCACUCCCAGAAUCCUUACCACAAUGCUGUCCAUGCUGCUGAUGUCACUCAAGCCAUGUACUGUUACCUGAAGGAGCCCAAGCUAGCAGAGCAGCUGAGUCCUCUGGACAUAUUCCUGGGGCUAAUGGCCGCAGCCGCCCACGAUGUGGACCAUCCUGGGGUCAACCAGCCAUUUCUCAUCAAGACGCACCACCACCUGGCCUCGCUCUACCAGAACACAUCUGUGCUGGAGAGCCACCACUGGAGGUCCACUGUGGGCAUGCUGAGAGAGUCCGGCCUGCUGUCUCACCUGCCUCCGGACAUGUCGCAGGACAUCGAGCAGCAAUUGGGCUCUCUGAUCCUGGCCACAGACAUCAGCCGACAGAACGAGUUCCUCCUGAGCCUAAGAGAGCACCUGGACCAGCAGGACCUGGACCUGCAGCUGCCCUCUGAUAGGCACUUUAUACUGCAGAUUGCUCUGAAAUGUGCCGAUGUGUGUAACCCAUGCCGUGUUUGGGAGCUGAGCCGUCAGUGGAGCGAGAGGGUCUGUGAAGAGUUUUACAGGCAGGGUGAUCUGGAGAGGAAGUUUGACUUGGAAAUUAGCCCCUUGUGUGAUCAACAUACUGACUCUGUCCCAGCCAUUCAAAUAGGCUUUAUUUCAUACAUUGUGGAGCCCCUGUUUGAAGAGUGGCACCGCUUCACAGAGGCCAGUCUGCUGAGCCAAACUAUGAUGGGUCACCUGCACAAGAACAAAGCUCGUUGGACCCGCCUUCGAUUCGCACACUCCCCAACAGACACCCAGGACGAGGAGGCAGAGCUAGAAGGCGGAGGGGAUGGAGACAUACCCUAACCAUGCUUUUUGACGUUAGGGGCUGAUGUAUUCCUGUUCCGAUUGGAGGAGAGGAGAUCUGUUCACCUCCUUGAAUUUCCUCCUGAAUGGUGUCUCCCCUGGGUGGCUUGUCUCAGGUCCCUUCUUGGGCCCUGAGUGGGAGUUCAAGCCCGAGUCUGCAAUGAAUGUCUCCCCCUGCUGGAGAGGAGCUGCGUAGCACUGCAGAAUAAUAUAAAUGAAAGAUGAUUGUUGGAAAUCUUAGUAAAUAAAUGCCAAAAUGACGUUGUGAACUUGUGACGUCAUAAUGAAUAGAGGGGUCACUGAAGAUUAAUAUAUGUGGGACGAUGCUGCUAUUUCAAUAAAGAAGCCAAAAUAAUGUAUAUGUCAGCUGGACAAUGUUGGAAACUAUGUUAACAUGAUAAGAAAGGUUCAAGAGAUAUGCCCUGUAUCUCUGUCUUAUCUACUAUGCUUUUUCAAUACGUAUUAAGCUAUUACCACUUUUUUCUUACUUUGUACAGCCUGCACUUAUAUGGAUGCUAUUUCAUACGUGUUGUCUUUUUUCACUCAAGUGCGUUUUUAACCCGUACUGUAAAUUUGUCUUGAUGGUUUAAUAUAUAAAAUGAAGUGGGAUGCAAACCAAGUCACCAAUGCAAACAAGAGCCAUUAAGUGUUGUGCGAUAUACUGUAUUAUUACAUGUACAUACAACCUCAGCAAUUCACAUGCCAAACUAAGCAAUGUGUAUGUAACACUUAGAAUUAGAAUACACAUUUUGGGUGCAUCUUUUUCUGACAGCCUCACUAUACAAAACAAUGUCAAGCAAAAGCCUUAACAGCACCUGGGUCAGACCUUGGGACAUUUUGUACAUUGGACAAGCACACACAGCCUUCACAAACACUGUACUGAUAUAGAGUUUGAAUUAACAUGUCAAUUUACUCAACUAAGUUUCAUUUUGACACUUGCACUGUAUAUUAGACAAACAAGGGCCAAUUUAUAACUUAAAAUGUCACUAAUUACUAAUAUAUUUAAUAUAAAUAUAAACGAUUUUAAAGGCACAUUGUGAGUAGUUAUUACUGUAUAUUCCAACUCCAGUAUAUUAAAAUUAGUGUUUAAUGAGUGAUUAAUCUAUUUAAUAAUACCUUUACAUGUUUAUUCAAGGUAUCCUUUAAAAGCAGAGUUCAACUUGUUUUUAACUGUAGAUAAGGUUUUCACCAGAGACCAAUAUAAUACGUCUUCCAAUCCACAGAACUAGACCAAGCUUUAUAAUAUGACAUCUUAUAAUAAAUGUAAUGAUAUAGAUCACUUGUUAAAUAAUGGGAUUAUGUCUUGUAAGUAUUGUGAAAUUCUGCGUUUUUAUCACUGAACUGCAGUGCAAUAAAAUGAGACCACUGUUGAGAUGAAA
Messenger RNA from Boleophthalmus pectinirostris (great blue-spotted mudskipper), 3294 nucleotides. Its product is annotated as cAMP-specific 3',5'-cyclic phosphodiesterase 7B. The coding region runs from base 230 to 1915 and encodes 561 amino acids. The record is from RefSeq and is a predicted model, not a curated record. The transcript is spliced from 14 exons. Gene Ontology annotation, molecular function: 3',5'-cyclic-AMP phosphodiesterase activity. NCBI's taxonomy places the organism in Eukaryota, Metazoa, Chordata, Actinopteri, Gobiiformes, Gobiidae.